AUGGAGUGCCUCUUGGGCAUCACUGGCCAAGGCUAUACAAUCAUCGCGUCGGACAACAAUGCCGCGCGGUCGAUCGUGAAGAUGAAAAGCGACGAGGACAAGCAAAAGGUCCUCAGCAAAAACCUGGUCAUGACCUACUCGGGCGAGUCGGGCGACACGAUCCAGUUUGCCGAGUACAUUGAGCGCAACAUGCGCCUCUAUUCGAUCCGAAACAACAUCGACCUGCGCCCAAAGGCGGCCGCAGCGUGGAUCCGCACACAGCUCGCCGAGUCGAUCCGCUCGCGCAAGCCCUACCAGGUGAACCUGCUCCUCGGCGGCUACGACGCGCCAUCCAAGACGCCGGCGCUCUACUGGGUCGACUACCUCGGCACGCAGGUCGAGGUGCCGUUUGCCGCACAGGGCUAUGCGGCGUACCUCACGCUGUCGACCAUGGACCGCUACCACCGCCCGGAUAUGUCGCUCGAAGAGGGCCUGGACCUGCUCAAGCGGUGCAUUGACGAGCUCCGGAAACGUCUCGUGAUCGACGUAGGCACGUUUACCGUGCGCGUCGUCGACGAGCACGGCGUCCGCUCCAUAGACCUCGCGUAG
Molecule: messenger RNA, 588 nt
Organism: Malassezia japonica
Lineage: Eukaryota; Fungi; Basidiomycota; Malasseziomycetes; Malasseziales; Malasseziaceae
Gene: PRE1
Product: proteasome endopeptidase complex
Exons: 2
Coding region: 1-588 (195 amino acids)
Biological process (GO): proteasomal protein catabolic process
Cellular component (GO): cytosol; proteasome core complex, beta-subunit complex; nucleus
Source: RefSeq, a predicted model, not a curated record